Messenger RNA from Gamsiella multidivaricata, 1737 nucleotides. RefSeq names its product myosin-like coiled-coil protein-domain-containing protein. Gene Ontology annotation, molecular function: syntaxin binding. The record is from RefSeq and is a predicted model, not a curated record. The coding region runs from base 17 to 1492 and encodes 491 amino acids. The transcript is spliced from 6 exons. NCBI's taxonomy places the organism in Eukaryota, Fungi, Mortierellomycota, Mortierellomycetes, Mortierellales, Mortierellaceae.
GGAGGAUCAUCUGGCCAUGGUCAACUUUAUGCAGCGCAAGUAUCUGGAGAUGUUCCAGGACAUGCGGAAGCAGGAGCGGGAUCAAUCGAGGAUGAAGAAAAAAUGCGAACUCCUGCAGCGGGAAAAAGAUCUUUUACAGCGCGAGAAAGAUCGCCUCCAGAAGAGCAGCGAUGUUCUGAUCGCUGAACGAUCUCAGCUCCUGGAGGAACGCCAAGCCGAUAAAAUGAACCUCGCCAAAUCCACUAGCUUGAACCACAAGCUAGAGGAGCUCUGUCGUCGACUCCACCGAGAUAACAGGCGGAUCAAGGCGGAGGUCCAACAGCGUACGGACCAAAUUUCUGGAUCGUUUGAAAAGGCCAUUAGCGAGUUCAAGGAUAAGAUGGAACACGAUAUUGCAGAAAGACAGCGGCUCGUGGAAGAGAAUGACUCGCUACUCCGGGACAAAUUCCAAGGAUUUUUGGAGCAGUACGACGUACGUGAAAAGCACUUCAACUCGGUGGUGAAAUCUAAGGAUCUGGAACUUCAGUUAGCACAGGCAAAACUGGAGCAACAGCAGCAGCAGAAGCGGCAAGAAACACAGAAGGUCGAACUGCUGAAAUCACAACUAAAUGCGUUCACAAAGACAGAGGCUGAGCUUCGGAAACAACUGAAUGUGUAUGUGGAAAAGUUCAAGCAGGUUGAGGAGACACUCAACAAGAGCAACUCGUUGUUCCAGACGUUCCGGAGAGAGAUGGAGGCCAUGUCAAAGAAGGGUGCGAACCUUGAAAGGGUCAACCAAACGAUCAGGGCAAAAUGCGAUACCAUGAACCGAAAUAUCCUGGAAAUGGCAGAGGAGCGCACGAAACAUCAACAAGCUUUGGAUGCUGCCAACAAGAAGCUGAUCAAACUGGAGACGCUUUGCAGGGCCCUGCAUACCGAGAGAACGAUGCUUCGCAAGAACCUGGAUCUUUAUGAAGCACGCUACCCAGACUUCUCUCUUCCAACCUCCACCACCGCUGCGACACCGGAGAACGAAGGAUGUGGGGAGGAUAAAACACCGACUGAUGAUACUCUUCCCAGGACCGAAAAAGACGGCACCAAUGAUAGUUCAUUAUCAUCACUGCGGGUCGCGAUAGGAAGCGUAACAUUGAGUCCUGCAGGUAUCACAACACUGACAGGAAAUUUAUCUGCGAUAGGCGCUACCGUUACGGGCUCAUCCUUGUCUGUGCAGAAUGGUGGUGUCAAACAGAGCAAGGUCGGCGGUCGACGGGCAUCGGUUACAUUUGGAAGGCUGCGACAGAAACAAAAGCGGCAGCACAUGCAUAUGCUACUACAACGAUGCGAGCAGUCUUCAUCCCUGGCGGAUGUUGUUACGGCCAAGCAACAGAUGGAGCGGCUGACACUGAUAGAAACACAGCGACAAGCCGAUAAAACUCGAAAGCAUGGCCAGGACGGCGAAGUCGGCAAAAGUACCUGUAACACGAGCAUGGUUCAGGAAAUCGUCGAUUACUGAGAAGUAUGACAGAUCUAGACGACGUUGAGGAGGAGGAAGAUUAGGAAGAGGAGGGCGGCAGUAAGUUGGGAGCCGAGUUCAUUUGUAUUAUCAUCGAACCAGGGCAUUAUCUUUUCCUUUGAAGACUACAUCGACCCUGGCUUUGUUAUCCCCCAGUCCGUCAAACCGUUAUGUAUCAUAGACCUUUUCAUUUGCUUCGUAUGUGUGUGUUUUUUUUUUUUUUUUUUUGCUAAAAUAAAAAAAAA